Messenger RNA from Colletotrichum graminicola M1.001, 960 nucleotides. RefSeq lists its product as uncharacterized. The coding region runs from base 1 to 960 and encodes 319 amino acids. Lineage: Eukaryota; Fungi; Ascomycota; Sordariomycetes; Glomerellales; Glomerellaceae. The transcript has 2 exons. The record is from RefSeq and is a predicted model, not a curated record.
AUGAUUCCCGGUCAUAUCUCCCACUAUGCUGUCGCCAUCCUGGCCGCCCUAUCCGCCGCUGUAGACGCUAAGGCUUGCAAGGCACGCCACCACCACCACCACCAAGGCAAGCCUGCGGAUAACUCGACCGCAUCCGUAGCCCUACCACCCCAGACAACGCCUCCUCCUUCCGCCACCACUUUGGCCACUUUCGUCCAGGCCUCGAUGCAACCCUCCCAGGCGAACGCCGCCGAGUCCCCCGCCCUGACCUCUUCCAGCAACCCCUUGAACGCUGGGGCAGCUUCCACCACCAUGUCGUCGUCGGCGGUUGCUGCCCUGCAGACAUCUUCGAGCGAGACUUUCAUCGGCCUGGGCACUCGCUACGGCGGCAGCUGCACCGAGAAGGACUGCUGGGAGAACGGUGCCUGCAGCUUCGUUGGCUACGACCUGCCCGCCGGCAUUGACGGGUCGACCUGCGUCUCGGACGAUAUCUGGAACAACGGUGCCAACUGCGGUGGCUGCAUCUCUGUGACUUACCAGGGCAAGACUCUCACGAUCAUGGUCACCAACCGCACCGGCGGCAACGCGACUCACCUCGACAUGACUCCGGACACCUGGGCCAAGCUGACCAACGGGAACCCCGGCGGCGGCGUCAACGGCAUCGAGUGGGAAUGGAUCACCUGCCCGUUCGCCGACUCCACCCCCCUCCAGGUCCACAUGCACGGCGGCGCGUCCCAAUACUGGUUCGCGGCCAUGAUUGAGAAUGCCACCCUCCGGACCAAGAAGCUCGAGGUCAGCAGCGACCAGGGCGCCACCUGGAAAACGGCUACCCUCCACGACCCCAAUAUGUGGGAGAUCACCGGCACGCUUCCUAGUGCCACCUGCUGGGUGCGCGUCACGAGCGUCAACGGCGUUGAGGUCGUUGUCAAGGACGUCGUUCUCCAGUCUGGCAAGAUUACUAAAGCUACCGAGAAUUACUGA